AUGCAGCGCAACCUACCUAUCUACUCGUUAAAGACCUAUUACCUAUACCUUGCGUUGAAUGGUGAUUCCAUAGUCUGCAGGCGAUGCGAGACACUGUCCAGCCUAGCUACUAAGAGACUGUCUUACUGCGCUCCGCCCAACGAUCUCUUCCCGAGCUCUCACAGGCUGGAACCAGGACCGCCGGCCGGGAAGCCUCCUGACCGGUCUCCGUCUGGAACUUCAUCUGCCCGUGGUAGCGCUCUGCUCCAGCGUGCUGGAGCCACUGACCCAAGCGACGCAAAAAAAAUUUCAAAAAAAUGGAGCUUUUCAUGCUUGAAAAAAACCCAUUCAUCAGAAGACUGUCUGUUCUUAACCCAUGCACCAAAGCCGAGUUUCUACGGGGCUUUCUGUGGGUCUGCCGUCAUUCACGAUAUCAGCUCUAAGCUUCCAGCGAGAAUCCAUCUGGAUAGCCACCGAUACUCCAGCAAGAGUCCCACUCUAACUGCAAUUUAA
This is a messenger RNA of Torulaspora globosa, 492 nucleotides long. RefSeq lists its product as uncharacterized. NCBI's taxonomy places the organism in Eukaryota, Fungi, Ascomycota, Saccharomycetes, Saccharomycetales, Saccharomycetaceae. The transcript has a single exon. The coding region runs from base 1 to 492 and encodes 163 amino acids. The record is from RefSeq and is a predicted model, not a curated record.